Sporothrix brasiliensis 5110 is the source of this 1623-nucleotide messenger RNA. Its product is annotated as cystathionine beta-synthase. Bases 1 to 1623 code for a protein of 540 amino acids. Gene Ontology annotation, cellular component: cytoplasm. The record is from RefSeq and is a predicted model, not a curated record. Lineage: Eukaryota; Fungi; Ascomycota; Sordariomycetes; Ophiostomatales; Ophiostomataceae. Gene Ontology annotation, molecular function: cysteine synthase activity; cystathionine beta-synthase activity. The transcript has a single exon.
AUGGCUGCCCCGCUGCCUACGAAGCCGGCGGCGCCUGCGGACGCCCGCACCGCCUCAUCGGUGCUGGAGCUGAUCAACGGCACGCCCCUCGUGCGUCUCAACAAGGUGCCCCAGUCGCUCGGCAUCACCGCCCAGGUCUACGCCAAGGUCGAGCUGUUCAAUGCCGGCGGCAGUGUCAAGGACCGCAUUGCGCUGCGCAUGAUUGAGGAGGCCGAGAAGAGCGGGCGCAUCAAGCCGGGCGACACGCUGAUUGAGCCGACGAGCGGCAACACGGGCAUCGGCCUGGCGCUCGUGGGCGCCGUCAAGGGCUACAAGACCAUCAUCACGCUGCCCGAGAAGAUGUCGGCCGAGAAGGUGUCGGUGCUGCGCGCGCUGGGCGCCACCAUCAUUCGGACCCCCACACAGGCCGCCUGGGACAGCCCCGAGUCGCACAUUGGCGUGGCGCUGCGCCUGCAAAAGGAAAUCCCCAACAGCCACAUCCUGGACCAGUACACCAACGUGGACAAUCCGCGGGCGCACGAGUUCGGCACGGCCGAGGAGAUUUGGGCGCAGACGAACGGCAAGAUCACGGCGGUCGUGGCCGGUGCCGGCACGGGCGGCACGAUCUCGGGCAUCGCCAAGGGCCUGCACAAGCAUAACCCCAACAUCAAGAUCAUUGGCGCGGACCCGGUCGGCAGCAUCCUGGCCGAGCCGGCGAGCCUCAACGAGGAGGGCAGCAACACGCCGUACAAGGUGGAGGGCAUCGGCUACGACUUUGUGCCGGACGUGCUGGACCGCCAGGCCGUGGACAAGUGGUACAAGACGGAGGACCGCGAGUCGUUCCAGCUGGCGCGGCGCCUGAUCGCCGAGGAGGGGCUGCUGGUGGGCGGCAGUUCCGGCUCGGCCAUGGCGGCCAUGGUCCGCGCGGUCAAGGACCUGGCGCUGGGCCCCGAGGACGUGGUUGUGGUGGUGCUGCCGGACAGCAUCCGCAGCUACCUGUCCAAGUUUGCCGACGACGACUGGCUGGCCGCCAACGACCUGCUGCCGGUCACGGAGAACGGGGCCGAGGCCGAGCAGGCGCACCAGGCGCACCAGGAGAAGCGGCAGAAGCUCAGCGAGCCGUCCAAGCGCCGCCCAAGCAACCCGUACGGCACAGACACGGUGCGCCAGCUGCGGCUCAAGCCCGUGACGUCGGUGCUGGCCGACAGCCCGUGCAAAGAUGCCAUUGAGACGAUGCGCGACAAGGGCUUCGACCAGCUGCCCGUGCUGACGCCCAAGGGCGACCGCCUGGCGGGUCUGGUGACGCUGGGCAACCUGCUGUCGUACACGUCGCGCGGCCGCAUCACACCCACGAGCCCCGUCAGCGCGGCCAUGUUCGACUUUGGCCGGCUGGACGAGGUGGUGACGGACCCGCGCGACAUUUUGGUCGACACGUCCGGCACCAAGGCCGACCGGCGCAAGGGCAAGCGCGGGUUCGUGGAGAUCACCAUGGACACGCCGCUGUCGGUGCUGAGCCGGUUCCUGGAGUGGAACAGUGCGGCGAUUGUGACGGAGAGAAGCGGAGAUGCACGCACGGCCAAGCCUGUGGCCGUGGUAACCAAGGUGGACCUCCUGACGUGGAUGAUGAAGGAGCUGAAGAACUAG